Messenger RNA from Hippocampus zosterae (dwarf seahorse), 3310 nucleotides. RefSeq names its product plakophilin-1 (gene pkp1a). Gene Ontology annotation, molecular function: cadherin binding. Gene Ontology annotation, biological process: cell-cell junction assembly; cell-cell adhesion; intermediate filament bundle assembly. NCBI's taxonomy places the organism in Eukaryota, Metazoa, Chordata, Actinopteri, Syngnathiformes, Syngnathidae. Bases 147 to 2246 code for a protein of 699 amino acids. The record is from RefSeq and is a predicted model, not a curated record. Gene Ontology annotation, cellular component: cytoplasm; adherens junction; plasma membrane. The transcript has 14 exons.
GCGCAGGACCAGGGUGGAGCGCAGUCCACGCCUCUCGUGUUUUUGUGCGCACCUUCCGCCGUGCGCUCGAAGCUCAGCUCAAUUUAGGAGCCAGCUGGUUCGGACAAGGGAGCGUUUCGAACGAUCGACCGAGCACCGAGCAAGAGAUGAUGCUUGCGGAGCCGCUGCGUUCGGCCAUGACGAUCGGGAGAGUCGAGGACACGUCGCUGGCUCUGCCGUCCGACGCCAGGCUGCACACUGGGGCGCACCGCGUGCUGGAUCAAGUGCAGACCAUCAAGAGGAGCAAAUCAAAGCAGGGCAAGAACGGCACUCCUACAAGCCCCACUGUGUCGCCCUUGUCGCCACUGGACGAGUUUGGAACAUUCCAGUUUUUGCCCGCCAAAGCCAAUGGCACCUUUGGUCGCAGCGUCUCAACCAAGUCGGCAGCGUACAACAAAGCGCAAUAUGCCCAAAAGAGUCGGUCUCUGUCCACAAAAAGCCUGGGAGCAAGACACCUCAGCACCACUGGUGGAUGGGAACAACAAAUCAAUGCUUCCAACUGGCCUCAAAGUCCCGUCGGGAUGAAACCCAGCCGCAGUGAUCCCGCCUUGGCCGCUGCGAGCAUCAGGAGAGCCAAAGGGCAAAGCACCCAGACUCAAGUCAAGAGACUUAGCACCUACUCCACGAGCAAUGGCUACAACACGGCAAUGGGCCAACAGCGGUUUUCGGAAGCGCCUCCCGACCAGUCUCAGUUCAUCAAAACGUCCAGGAUGGAACAGCAAUCGGCCAUCAACAGUUCACUGAAUGCAUCGGAUUUGACAAUCAAGGAAGCUGUCGAGUUCUUGUCUCACCCUGAGGAGAAGUUCCAGCAGUGUGGUGCCACCAUCAUUCAACAAACCACUUUUAAAGACGAUCGUGCCAAACAAGAGGUUCUCCAGCUUGGCGGGAUCCCCACUCUGGUGACUCUACUGCGCAGCCCCAGUCCUGCUGUGAGUCAGGCCGCCGCUGGAGCCUUGAGGAACCUGGUGUUCAAGAACCACAAGAACAAGCUGCAGGUUCAACACUGCGGCGGUAUCGCCAAAGCCCUGCAGUUACUCAAGGAGACCGACUGUAGUGAGACACAGAAGCAGAUCACAGGCCUGCUGUGGAACUUGUCCUCCGCCGACGAGCUGAAGGGGGAACUUAUCGCCACGGCGCUGCCCGCCCUGACCGAGAACGUGGUGGUGCCGUUCACCCGCUGGUCGGACGACAGCGUCACCAACAACAUCCACCCUGAGGUUUUCUACAACACCACCGGGUGCCUGCGCAACCUGAGCUGCGCUCAAGUGAGAGAAAGGACGGCCAUGAGAGACUGCCGUGGACUUAUCGACUCACUCAUGUGCUACCUUCAGUCCUGCGUGGCUGACAACAACCCCGAUGACAAGUCUGUGGAGAAUUGUGCAUGCAUCCUCCAUAAUUUGACCUACCAGCUGGAGACCGAGUCCCCCAAGUGCUUUGCUGACUUCAUCCCUUCGACAGAGAGCCAAUCUGGCAGGAGAAGCCCGACGGUCGGAUGCUUCAGCCCCAAGAGCGGCAAGGUUCAAAAGCAGUUUUCAUUUGAUAACGUUCGAGGAAUGCUCAAGGAAGGUGACCCUACAGGCGCCAAGUGGUUAUGCCAUCCCAAAGCCAUGCAGACCUACUUGUCUCUGCUCAGCUCGUCCCAGAAAGACGCCACCUUGGAGGCGUGCUGCGGUGCGCUGCAGAACCUGACUGCCAGCAAAGACCUUGGGUCCAGUGCCAUGAGCCAGAUUCUGGUUCAGAAGUUGGGGGCUCUGAUGCACAUUGCCCCUCUGUUGCGGUCACCUAAGUCAAGCCUGCAGAAGGCCGCUGUGUCCCUGCUGGGUAACAUUGGUCGAACCAGCGGCUUGCAGGCCACCAUGGCAAAGCAGGUUUUGCCAGAGCUCACCAGCCUCCUCGCUGCCGGCCCCCGAGAGCUGGGCAACUCUGAUGAAAACAUAGCGACGGCUUGCAACACAGUGCGCAAUCUCAUGAUGGCGGACACGGAGGUCAACAAGAAGUUUAUCGAUGCUGAUUUGGUGUCAUCACUGGCUGACCUCAGUGGGAAUGGCUCUUUUCCCAAAGGCAGCAAAGCAGCCUCUGUGCUCCUCUACCACUUAUGGAAUGACAAGAACUUACAAAGCAUCUUGAAAAAGAUAGGAAUGAGCAAGUCAUUAUUCGUCAACGACAGCACAACGGCGGCGUACAGGUCCGUGCAGAUUAUCGAGUGAUGUGGAAACUGGGGAGCGACGCCACGUUUGCCCAGAGGUAUAUUAUUGGAAUGCCUGUGUGUUCACAUUUGAGGGUUGGUAAAUGCAAAGCAGUGGGAUUAAUUCCUCCUUUCAUUUUGCCUCUGCCUCUUUUCAUGGAUGUUUGUGUGUGCGUCUAGAUGGAAGUCAGCAUGUUAAGACACUGUUGAGGCCACGCCCUUGCGACAUGCAGGAUAAAAUUAUCGCCUUCACAACCGGCGCGCUGACAGGGCUUUAGCAAAUCUGAAUCUUAUCAUUGCGCUACAUAUUAUGUUGGAAGAAAAAAAAACCUUUGAAACAUCAUUAUUAAUCCCGCGGUGUUGUAUGUAUUUAAUUUGUAUUGGUUUGCAUUUGUGUAUAGAAAUGGGCAAGUGUGUUUAGUUUUUUUUUUUUUUUUUUUUUUUGCUUGGUUAACUUGCGUGUGAGGUUUUUUUAUGGCUUCUGUUGAGUAGUAUGUGUAUGUAGUGAAAAGGUUAAAUAUAUCACUUAUAAUCACUUCUUCCUUGUGAUCUUGAGGACUCAGGAGAUGAUGAUGAUUAUGAAUGAAAGAAAAAUGGGAACGUGUGCUUUGUUAAUUUAAUUUCUUGCUAAACACUGAGUUACGGGGAAAUUGUUUUAGCUUUCCAAAAUGAUAUUAAAGGAGAAAUCUAUCCCAUGUAAGACAGUUAGCCUAGCCUGGCUUGGUAUAAGUUAGCAUUAGCCUUUAAAUCCGGAGGAGACGUUAGGAUCUCCUCAAAUGAUCACGACUUAAAAUGUUCUAACUCAUUGGUAUAUUUUGAAACAUGAAAAUAGUACAAACCAUGUUAUACUGUGGAAACAUGUGACACAGUUACAUUGUGUUUGCUAUAUUAACCGCUACUGGCAACUCAUUAAACUCACCGCGACAGUAUAUUUACCGAUGUGUAAAAUUAACUCUGAAUGUUCCUUUUCUGUUAAUGUUAUAAGCAGGCAAAUUAAUAGAUUUAUAUUUCAUGUUAUACCUUGCUUAUUUUUUAACAUGUUUUUUUUCUGUUUUAUGAAUAAAAUGAGGAAUUCAAAACACAGAA